AUGGCCACGUUCCCAGUGUGGCCAUACCACGUGGUUUGUGACGUCAUUUUGGCUAGCACGCUAAGUAGAAAUUUGUCAACAUUGGCCCCGCUUAGAAAUUUCAAAUCCACGCACUUCUUCUAUACAACCUCGAAAAAGAAUGUGUACAAACUCGUUGGUCAAUAUAACGUCGAUGGCAAAGGUGAAGAUGAACCAAACAUCAAGAGCUAUUCCGAUAUUCGUGACCACGAGUUUGACAACCCGGGGAGACUGCGCGUGAAACCGAAGGCAAAAGAGGCCAAAAUGGACUCGAGUCGAAAUGCCGUUGCCAGGGAAACUUUAGGUGUACGGUGGGACUGUGCGAGGAGAAACGAAAGCAAGUUAUUGCCUACGUACAGAAUUGGACUAGACAUAGAAGAAAUUGGAUAAGAAACCGCCUUUCUGAAGAAUUCCGUGUUUUAGUAGCUUGACUUGAGCGAGAUAUAAAUAAUUAUUCAUGUGCAUAGUGUGUUAUUUUUUUCCCGUAUUUAAGUUAAUUGUGUCGUGUUGUGAGAAAACUAGGCAUAAUGCUUGUGCGCAAAUUU
This is a messenger RNA of Dreissena polymorpha, 563 nucleotides long. RefSeq lists its product as uncharacterized. The transcript has 4 exons. Lineage: Eukaryota; Metazoa; Mollusca; Bivalvia; Myida; Dreissenidae. The record is from RefSeq and is a predicted model, not a curated record. The coding region runs from base 1 to 408 and encodes 135 amino acids.